AUGAGCACCUCGGCGGCGGCGGCCCCCGUCAGGCUGAUGCCCGGCGGACGCCCGGAGCAGGCGGCCGCCUGCGCUCCCGCCGCGGGCUCGGCGGCCGAGCGGGGCAGCCCCGCCGCCAAGGUGCCCGGCGCACCCGCGCCCGCCGCCGCCCCGCCGCGCCCCGUGCCCGCCCCCGCGGGGUCCCCGGUGCCGCAGGCGGCCGCUCCCGGGGUCCCGCGGCCGGUGGCGCUCAAGGGUCCGCCCACGGCCACCCUCCAGUUGCCGGCCAACUUGCAGCUGCCCCCAGGAACUGUUCUUAUCAGAAGCAGUAGUGGCCACCUAAUGCUAGUAUCUCAACAAGCAAUAGCACGGGCACAGAACCAGUCACAAAAUAACACAAGUGUGAGACCAUCUGUGCCAACCAGCACGCCUGCAAUCAGAAUAUGUGCUGUACAGAACUCUGGCACCCAGUUAGUAAAAAAAGUAGCAGCUUCUCCUGUGAAAACAUUAUCUCAAACAACAAAUGCUGUGGUUUCUACUGUUCAGCCACCUGCUGUAAUACGGCCAACAGCUGCAACACCUAAUGUUACUACAGUUACUGCUGCAAAGCCUUCGAGUACUGGAACACCUGUAAAACUUCCAGUUACAGGACCACCUGCACAAGCUAUCUCCCAAAAGGCAGUCUCUGUGAAAGCAGAGGGCACAACAGUAGCACAGACCAGCGCUUCUACAGAGAUGCUAGAGAAUGUGAAGAAAUGCAAGAAUUUUCUUGCUACGCUAAUAAAAUUGGCAUCUAGUGGACCUCAAGCCCCUGAGAUGGGGCAGAAUGUGAAGAAUCUGGUGCAAAAUCUAUUGGAAGCAAAAAUUGAACCAGAAGAAUUUACGAAAAAGCUAUACACAGAGCUCAAGUCAUCUCCACAACCAUAUUUAGUUCCUUUUCUCAAGAAAAGCAUGCUUGCCUUACGGCAACUAAUGCCUAAUCCUCAGAGCUUUAUCCAGCAGUGUAUGCAGCAGCCAGCUACAACCCAAGAAGUGGUUUCGACUUGUACCUCUGCAGGACCAGCUCCUUCGACAGGAGUGGUAACCUCAGCUGUAGCAACAACUGCUCUACCAGUUAUAAAACCCGUGGCUGCCUCUGUAACAGUCACAGCCCCUCUAGUUGUGAAGCCACUCCUUGCCAGCACGUCGGAAACACCUUCUCUGCAGACUGUGAAGCCUGUUCCUUCCUCUGCAGUGGUGACAGCAUCUCUUCAGCCAGCUUCGGUCCUCACCACAACGAUAGCAGCAUCAGGGCUGACUGCUGUCCAACCUGUCAAGCCAGUCUUCACCUCUGCGGUACCAUCGUCCGCUCUCCAGUCUGCAAAGCCAGUGCUGGUCUCUGCAGUGGCCUCUUCAUCAACGACCCCUCUCCAGCCUCUGAAACAAGUCAUUGGAACCCCGAUCGGUAUUAAAAUCUCUCAGCCCAGCUCUGUUGUUACGCAGUCAGUGUGUGCUCAGCACGUGGUUAAAGUGAAACAGUUGGUAGUCCAGCAACCAUCAGGAACUAUUGUAAAGCAAGUAUCCACGCUCCCACAACCCUCAGUGCUCACCCUACAGACAUCUGCUGACAAGAAGAUGCCGCUGAAUACACUUGUUCAAACCAACCAGUUUCCUGCAGGUUCCAUUCUGAAACAAAUUACCCUGCCAGGAAAUAAAAUUCUGUCGCUUCAAGCAUCUCCUGUUCAGAAGGCAAAAAUGAAAGAGAACGGAGCAACAUCCUUCAGAGAUGAAGAUGACAUAAAUGAUGUGACUUCUAUGGCUGGGAUCAAUCUUAAUGAGGAGAAUGCGUGCAUUUUGGCAUCAAACUCUGAGCUCAUUGGUACAGUGAUUCACUCUUGUUCAGAUGAACCAUUUCUCUCUUUGGAAGCUCUUCAGAAGAAGAUCUUGAACAUAGGUAAAAGGCAUGACAUUACGGAACUUAACUCUGAUGUUGUGAACUUGAUCUCCCACGCUACACAGGAGAGAUUACGAGGGCUCCUAGAAAAACUAACUGUAAUUGCUCAGCACAGAGUAUCAACCCACAAGGGGAGCGAUAAGUACAUCGUUUGUAGUGACACCAGAGCACAGCUGAGAUUUCUUGAAAAGCUUGAUCACCUAGAGAAGCAGAGAAAAGAUGAAGAGGAACGUGAAAUGUUGCUUCGAGCAGCCAAGAGCCGUUCCAAUAAAGAAGAUCCAGAGCAACUGCGGUUAAAGCAGAAAGCGAAAGAGAUGCAGCAGUUGGAGUUAGCGCAGAUGCAACAAAGAGAAGCCAACCUCACAGCUUUGGCAGCCAUUGGACCGAGGAAGAAAAGACCUUUGGAUUCAUCAAAUGUUGGAUCUGGGCUGGAGGGUUUGAAUGGCAAUGGAACUGCUCCUGGAUCAUCAGGUUUUAGCCUUACAAAGCCGAUGCUCUGUCCAAGAGUAACCCGUGUCUGUCUCAGGGACUUGAUAUUCUGCAUGGAACAAGAGAGGGAUAUGAAGCAUUCUCUACACUUGUACCGUGUUCUUCUGAAGUGAUUUGAAUUUUACAUUUCACCUUGCUGUCUACUGCCAAAGAAAACACUGAAGCAUUGUUGCACUGUCUUGAAAUUACAAUUUCUGGAAAAUGAUCCGUUGUAAGGAUAACUCUUGUUUACAGAUAAACAUUUUUAUUAAAUACCUAACUGAGCACCUGUAAGGUUUUUAAUAAUAUUUGGCUUAAAUCAGUCUGUAAACCAGUGAGAACACUGAGCUGCACACAACAAGCACCUGACUACCUGCUUACAUUUAACUGUCGUGCAGGCUCUGAGGGCUUGAUAAGUGUCCCUAGUUUGUGUAUGUCAUUUGCUUCAGUACUCCAGAGUCUGCAACAUCUGUUCUAUGUGUGGUGCCACCUUCUAAUCCAACCUUAUUUAGGGAAACAAAUAACACUUUAAUGGCACUGCAUAGCAUGGCAACUGUAUUUAAUGAUGAACCAGCAGUCAGUCAACAUGCUAAUGUAUUGCCUGUCUGACUCAGCAUCCUGUCAAAUUUUCUGGGGUUACAAUUAAUGCUGGAUGCUCAUUUUUGGAGAGAAAGUAGUAAGCAAAAGGAAUGAGGGGUCCUUUCUACCCUGCACUUUGCCUCAGUUGCCCUCAAGUGGCUGAGGGAAGGUGAACAAAUCGGUUACUCUUGUGAUUGAAGUACAUCAGGCAGUGUAGUUAGGGCAUACUUCAAUGUUUGGGUAAAAUUUGGAGUUACUAAAAAUACAAAGGGUGAAAGAUCCUAAAAAGGAAGGGUAAACAGAAAGAACAGUUGAUCUUUCUCUAGAUAUAAAAAUUAGCAUUGAACUUGAGUAUAGAUGUGGAAAGAAAUUAACAAAAACAACCUGUGAUGACUAAGAAGAAAAGGGAAAAGUUGAGAUGCAUUAAAACUCUGCAUCUGGAGACUCUCUUAAGGAGAGGAGCAGGGUUUGCAAAGCACAGGAUUCACUGCUUUAGAAUAUUGAUUUAAUACCUUGAUGUGGUGUAACAGGGAAACUACUCAAGUAGAAAGUAUUUAGACAGUUGCCUGGUUUCCAUUCAGUAAGGAGGACUCUGGAUUAUUAAGACUGCUAGAAUAGAUUCAAAGAUUUUCUCCUUGCUGGUAAAGACUGCCUUGUGGUGGAAGGAACACCCUCUGGGUCGCCCUUCUCCCCAGCCUCCAAGAAUUUUGCCUUCCAUGACACAGCGCUGUAUAGCAUGGCUAUUUCCCAGGACUGCUGGGAAAGGCACUGACUGUAUUCACAGAAUCACAGAACACUCUGAGUUGGAAGGACCUCGAGAAUCAUCGAGUCCAACUCUUAAGUUGAAUGGCCUGUUUGGGGAUUGCACCCACAACGUUGGCGUUAUUAGCACCAUGCUCUAACCAACUACUGAAUGGCUUCCUGCUGAAACUUUUUUCUUUUAAAGAAAAAGCUUCCUAUGGUUAUUUGGCAUGCUGCUUCAAAACUUGAAGCGAUAAUUCAUGCACCCUCCACUGUCAAAACCACUGCAGAUAGUUACCAAAUUCACUGUUUUGAAUCAGUUAUGUUGGUUUUUGUUGGAACAGUAGUAAACAAAUCUAGUAAAUGAAUGCUGUAAAUUAUUUAUAUAUGUAUAUAUGGCAUAUAUAUAUAUAUAUAAAGAAAAGCAGUACUUUGACUAAGCUAUAGUUUGCAAGAUAUUGAUGGCAU
This is a messenger RNA of Myiozetetes cayanensis, 4168 nucleotides long. It is a transcript of the gene TAF4B, whose product is annotated as TATA-box binding protein associated factor 4b. Gene Ontology annotation, molecular function: RNA polymerase II general transcription initiation factor activity; protein heterodimerization activity; DNA binding. Gene Ontology annotation, cellular component: transcription factor TFIID complex. The record is from RefSeq and is a predicted model, not a curated record. NCBI's taxonomy places the organism in Eukaryota, Metazoa, Chordata, Aves, Passeriformes, Tyrannidae. Gene Ontology annotation, biological process: DNA-templated transcription; transcription initiation at RNA polymerase II promoter.